AGGAUCCAAAGAGAAUGAUAGUUUAUUAAAGUAAAGUAUUAUCUCUUACAAUUAUUGUCUAUGUACUCAUCAGCGGUCUUUUAUCUUUGGGUUUUUAAUGUCAAAAAUCGGAAAAUGGCCGCGAAACAAAAUUCUCUUUCUCAAGAAGAGCAAGUAGCUUCAGAUGAUAUUCCAUUGACAUCCUUGGAAGAAAGUCUCUUCAGCUCUGAAAAACUUGAUCGAGCUUCACCAGAGCUAUGGCCAGAACAAAUUCCGGGCGUUUCGGAGUUCGCUCCAAUACCGAACAGCAACCAGUCUCCGCCGUCUUGGAAACGAGGUCUUACCAAAGAGGAUUAUAACUACAUGCAACAAUUGGGAGCGCUCUCUGUAAGUGGACUUAUAAUGGAAGUGAAAAAGCUUCAUGAUCUUGCUUACCAACUAGGACUGGAGGAAGCCAAAGAGAUGACCAGGGGAAAAUACUUGAACAUAUUUUCAUCGAGACGACAACGAUAAAUUAUGUCAUUUGCAAGUGGGAUAAGUAAUAUAAUUACACAUUUUUUUUGUGUAUGUUUAGGCAAUCUUGAGGAUUUAUGAUAGUUUCGUAUUAGGUCAUACUAUAAUUAAUUUAGGGAUUUUAUAGGAUGUGACAGUCUAUCUAAGUCUAUCAUUACAUGAUAGUGUCUCACUUUUUACAGGUUGGGUAAUUGACAUUGGAUUCAUUGUUUUUUUAUGUAAGAGAUUUUGCGUCUUAUUUGUUAUGCAUUAUGAGAGUACUAUUUUAUGAUUAGUCACAUAAGGUCUUAAAAUUUGAAUAUUAUGAUAAUCAAAUAUGUUUAUCCUAAUAAAAAAAACAGCUUACAA
Manduca sexta (tobacco hornworm) is the source of this 840-nucleotide messenger RNA. It is a transcript of the gene lin-52, whose product is annotated as protein lin-52 homolog. The transcript is spliced from 4 exons. Gene Ontology annotation, cellular component: DRM complex. Gene Ontology annotation, biological process: regulation of DNA-templated transcription. The record is from RefSeq and is a predicted model, not a curated record. NCBI's taxonomy places the organism in Eukaryota, Metazoa, Arthropoda, Insecta, Lepidoptera, Sphingidae. The coding region runs from base 61 to 492 and encodes 143 amino acids.